This is a messenger RNA of Dermacentor silvarum, 3828 nucleotides long. Its product is annotated as tumor protein D52. Gene Ontology annotation, cellular component: cytoplasm. NCBI's taxonomy places the organism in Eukaryota, Metazoa, Arthropoda, Arachnida, Ixodida, Ixodidae. The transcript is spliced from 7 exons. The record is from RefSeq and is a predicted model, not a curated record. Bases 319 to 1152 code for a protein of 277 amino acids.
GACCGGUGGUGGUGGUGCUCGGGCCGGCCGCGGUGAGGGACGGACGUACUACGUCGUGUGGGGCUGGGUACAACGAUGCCGUCGGCGUGCCUUUCCUCCUCGUCGCGGUGACCGCGUUCCGUGUACGGCGCUGCCUGCCUGCCUGCCUUCGAGCCGGUCGCUCGCUCGCCACGUCGAGUGCUGGUGGACCGUCGUGCGCGACGGAGUAGCAGCAGGCAGCAACGAAGUCUGAUCUUCGAGUGGCCGCCGUCAUCUGGCUGGCCCGGGAAGAGCGCGCGCGCGUCUGCCAGCGAGCGAGCGGCGCGGCGCUCCGCAUGCAUGGACCGUGCCGGGGCCGUGACGUACGAGGAGGACCCGUACCUGCCCGACUGCAAGGGCGGCGAGGAAGAGUCACCCGCGUACGACUCGGGUCAGGACCUCGGCCAGGUGGGCGCGACCGACCCGACGCUCGACGACGAAGGGCGCAGUCUCCUCAGGCUGGCAGCCGGCGAGGAGCUUGAGGAGUUGCACCACGAGAGCUUCUUUGAUGCAAGUGCCGACGUGAAAACAACCGACGCGACUCCAGACAGUGGAGUGCAUGACCUGUCGGGAAUGGACCCUGAAGAAAAGGCUCGCCAAGAGGCUAUGCUGAGGGAUGAGCUGGCACAGGUGGAGGAAGAGAUCCAGUCCCUGAGGACUGUGCUGGCAACCAAGAUGGCCAGGUCUCAGGAGCUGAAGCGCCAGCUGGGCAUCAGUGUCUGGAAGGAGCUCAAGGACGAUAUGGAGCAAGGUAUCAAGAAUAUCCAGGACACUGCGGCGUUUAAAGAUGUCAGUGGGAAAUUGGUCGAAUGGAAUGCUGCAAUCGCAAGUGCUCCCAUAUACCAGAAGACUAGCGCUACUAUCAAGACAGCUGGGGAGAAGACUACCACAGCUCUUGGAAGCCUCGGUGCCAGUGUCUCCAAGAAGCUGGGGGAGAUGAAGAACUCCACCGCUUUCAAGUCAGUUGAGGAGAAAGUUGGUUCGGUCUACACCAAUGUGAAGUCGAAGGUGUCGUCACGAAGCAGCAGUGUCAACAGCUUUGAAGACGCGCUCAACAGCCAUCCAAGCAAUACUUCUGUGUCGGCGACACCUGCGACGAGCCCCAUUUCCGAGGAAAAGAAGCCGCUCUCCUAAGAGCGGUUGGGUAAUAAUCAUUCGGGGUGGACUUGGGCUUUCCCCAAUUUCCCCCCCCCCCCCCUUAAAAUCUCUCUUCCCAAUGUGGACCGCUCUGCUUGCAGUCCCUAUCCUUGGUCUACAAAGUUAAAAAUGUAUUAAAACAAAAAUGACUUAGAGAAAGCAUCCAGACCCUAUUGAACGUUUACGGCAGCAGUUGCAAGUGGCAGAGGUGCAGUUCUUGGUGCACAAGUGGCCGUUGUUGUUGCAUGUCCUUAACAGCAAUGGCGAAUAGCAGCUAUGCAUUCGGAGAACAACACAUCUGCCUGUCUGCUUCUGGAGUGAAGUGUCUAAAGCAGUAAAACAGUGAGUUUGAAAUAUUCCCUGGCAUUCAUUUAGGCAUUGUCACCUCGUGAAAAAGAAAUGGCUGCAAUGUAAUAAACUCGCAACUUUGGCCCCACAUGCCUCAGAGUUUGGGGCCCAAUGUCCUUGCCUGUCCUGAAAUCUAUAUAUAUAUAUAUUUUUAUGUGCACAGAGUGAUUGGAGAGAGAAUGGAUGGCAGAUGAAAGAUUUGGAAAAAAAGAUCAGACAUUCAGACUGUGAACGUUUUCUGUCUCCUUGUUGCAUGUAUACGUUUUCUUUUUCCUUGUUGCGUAUAGCAAACCCUUGAUUGAUAACUUGCACACUUGCCGUGUUUGCAGUAUUUGCCAUGUGCGUAAUGCACCAGUCUCGGUGCCACGUGAACUGGUGCAUGACCAUUCCCGGUUAUACGAUAGCUACACGUAUCUGCAGUGAGCCGAUACAGAGGUGCUAACAAGAAGUUCCUGGAAUUGUAGCUUAAUACGUUACAGGCCAACUUGCAAUGGAAUUUUGAACUGCAUAAAAAGCCUAGUUUCAGAUAGUGUACCAAUAGAGCAGCCUCAAUGCAAAAUCUAUUAGAAAUAUGAAAGGAUGUAUUGUAAAGGAAUUUGCAAGAAUUCGCAAUGUUUUUGAAAGGGAGACAAAAAAAAAGCAUCAUUACUUCUCGGCAGAAGUGAUGCAUGAUGAGCACUGAGAACCAGAGCAGCUCCCUGCAGUGCGCUGAAAAAUUUUGGACUUGAUGUGCUGGGAUUUGCUUAUCUAGUAACCACCAGAUGCACAUGUCUGCUUAGGUGCUUUUUAAAGGCUGCUGAUACGAAAAUUGGACUUUUACCAGCCCUGCAGCUUUGCCAAGAUUGCUUCAAUAGUAUAUGCUGCUAAUUUCGAACAAAUUUAGUCAAUGUGAAAUUUCGUUUCCAUUGGCUUUAUUGGAACCUACACAAUGGCUGGGCAAUGAGGUUGCCACUUGUCAUUACGUUGGACAGUUUCGUAGAAAUUGAGUCUGUUUGGCACUGCAAUCCUUAGACUAUGAUGGAAUUUCAAGCAGAUGUUUUCUUUUUCCCCCCUUCACCUAAAUUGGUUGAAGGCCUGCUUGCAAACAUACUUGUGGCUGCUUUUAUGAUCGUGAUUAUUUUCGUACCUAUUUGCGUUUUGAUAUUUCAUGCAGCAAGCAUAUUUUUAAUGCUUCACAAUACAACUUCCUGCAGAAUUUUUAGAGCAAUGAGUAAAUGACUGCUUUGCAUAGAAAUUAUGCUAAAUUUAAGUAAUGUUUGAAUGUAGCACUGACGAUUAGUAAAAUGCCUAUGCUAAAUUUGUUCUGCGAGAAGCUUUGAAAAUAUGAGAAUAGUUAAGUUGUACUCGCCGUUGUGCAACAAAAUUGUGAUGACCAGUUAACUCCAGAAAUUUAACAAUGCAAUUCGGAGGUGGUGUGAGAUAAACAGGUGGAAGAGGUUGACAAAAAAAUAUGAGCUGUUAAGCUGUACUUGCUGUUUUCAGAUUUUCACAGCAGGCUUUCAUUUUCAAAGAUGACAUUCAUUACUAUUAAUUUACAGUGCAGGACAUUUAAUUACAAAAGAUUGCCAGGAACUUCUGGGUAGCAGCUCUCAAGAUAGCAGUGGUCUUGAUUAUCGACAGCUUUAUGUUGCAUUCUGGAGCAUAUUUCACUAUCGGAGUAAAUCUCCUUUCAAACACACAGGCAAGAAUGUGUGCACAAUAGGUGGAGGACUUUAUAUAUUAAACACCUCCUGCAUGGCAAUCAUUGUGACUGUGAAACUUAAGUUCAAAUCACAUGCCGCUCCUGAAUACUUUAUUGAAAAGUUUUCACCUUUUGUCCAACAGUUGACGUGCUUAAAAACAGUACACAUUACCUUUGCUGGUUCCUCUAUUUUUCUUUUUUGUUAUGGAAAGUUCAGGAUGCGUACUCCAGUGACUUCUUAUUAGUCAUAUUUUGGGAACUCUUCGCAGGUUCUGUGCUUUUAUUUGAGUUAUUUUCCUCCCUGUGGCUGACUUUUGAAAUAUUGUGUAUGUUAAGACCUAAGUGUUCUGUACUUAUAAUUUUGUAAAUCCGUCCUGUUAUAUAUACAAGCUGUAAAUGAAGCUAUGUUACCGUAAAAGGUUUCUUUGUCACUGCUUACUUUAUAAAAUAGGAUGGGAAAUAGGGGGGAGAGUAGGGGUGGGUGGAGUGCACUUAUGGACCAUGGAACAACUUGUUUUAGGCACGCUGUUCCAGUGUAUUAUAAAAACAAAAGUUAAGUGACAGCAUUAGUGACUUACUGGAUUUUUGUUUGGAAUGCUUCUGAAAAAAAAAAAUGACAAUAAAGCUUCUUUGGUGUAUCCCUA